CUGUACUUACAGCUGAUAAAUAUUUCUGCUGAGUACCGGUCUGCUGCGUGUGUGGGUGUAGUCUCCUGGUACUAUAGCUUUAACUCAAGGCAGUUUGAUAACCAUAAAGUAAGGCUUAUUGAAAAUGCAGAGUGAGAAGCAGGAUCCAGUAAAUUACUAUAUUGGGAUUGAUGUUGGAACGGCAAGUGUUCGUGCGGCUUUGGUAGACCAAUCUGGGACGAUAGUGGCACAUGCGGAUCAGCCAAUCCAAAUUUGGGAACCCCAACCGGACCACUAUGAACAAUCCUCUGAUGACAUCUGGGCUGCUUGUUGCACAGUCACAAAGAAAGUCAUCCAACAAGUAGAUGUUGCCUGGAUUCGAGGGCUCGGUUUUGAUGCUACGUGUUCACUUGUUGUUGUGGAUAAGCAGUUUCAGCCCUUGGCAGUUAAUUAUGAAGGGGAAUGUAAACGAAAUAUCAUUAUGUGGAUGGACCAUCGUGCAGCCAGUCAAGUGGACAGAAUCAAUGGAACUCAACACAGUGUUUUGAGCUACGUUGGGGGAGUGAUGUCUGUAGAAAUGCAGCCGCCUAAAUUGCUGUGGAUGAAAGAAAACUUGAGAGACUCUUGCUGGGAAAAGGCAGGCUACUUCUUUGAUCUUCCAGAUUUCUUAUCAUGGAAAGCAACAGGUGUCACUGCAAGGUCUCUCUGUCCAUUGGUGUGCAAAUGGACAUAUUCCCCAGAGAAGGGCUGGGAUGAUAGUUUCUGGAAGAUGAUUGGUUUAGAAGAUUUGGUGGCAGAUAAGUAUGAAAAAAUAGGAAACCAAGUCCUGUCUCCUGGAGCUUCUGUUGGAAAUGGCCUAACGCCAGAGGCUGCAAAAGACCUCGGUCUUGCUGAAGGGACUGCAAUAGCAGCAUCUCUCAUUGACGCACAUGCUGGAGGACUAGGAGUGAUUGGAGCAGAUGUGAAAGGAUAUAACCUGCCCUGUGAAAAUCAACCAAUUAUGUCCCGGCUUGCUGUGAUCUGUGGAACAUCUUCCUGUCACAUGGGGAUAAGUGAUGCUCCCAUUUUUGUGCCUGGUGUUUGGGGUCCCUAUUACUCAGCCAUGGUGCCUGGAUUCUGGUUGAACGAGGGAGGCCAAAGUGCUACAGGAAAACUGAUAGAUCAUGUAGUCCGAGGCCACGUUGCCUUCCCAGAGUUACAAGCAAAAGCCGCAGCCAGUGCUCAAAAUAUAUAUACAUACUUGAACAGUCACCUGGAUCUGAUUAAGAAAUCUUUGCCUGUGGGUUUCCUCACUGUUGAUUUACACGUUUGGCCAGAUUUCCAUGGUAACCGAUCUCCCUUAGCAGAUCUGACACUGAAGGGCAUGGUUGUUGGACUGACAUUGUAUCAGGGCCUUGAUGAACUCGCUCUUAUCUACUUGGCCACAAUUCAAGCCAUUGCUUUGGGAACAAGACAUAUUUUGGAAACUAUGCAGUCUGCCGGGCAUCACAUCAGCACUCUGUUUCUGUGCGGUGGGCUGAGCAAGAAUCCCCUCUUUGUGCAGAUGCAUGCUGACAUUACCGGCAAGCCCAUUGUCCUGGCCAAAGAGGUGGAGUCUGUUUUAGUUGGUGCUGCUAUUCUUGGAGCUUGUGCUUCUGGAGAUUUUGCCUCAAUACAGGAGGCCAUGGAGAGAAUGGGAAAAAUCGGGAAAAUCGUGCUACCAAACCACAGGGAUAAAAGAUUUUAUGACAAGAAGUAUGAAGUGUUUUUGAAACUUGUUGAACAUCAGAGAGAGUAUAAAGCCAUCAUGCAAGGCGUAUAAUCAACAGUCAUAUAGUCUGGGAACUACAGGGAUCACAGAAUUUCCAGAGGUUUCCAAUUAAAAGUUCAUAGGAA
Molecule: messenger RNA, 1854 nt
Organism: Malaclemys terrapin pileata
Lineage: Eukaryota; Metazoa; Chordata; Testudines; Emydidae
Gene: FGGY
Product: FGGY carbohydrate kinase domain containing
Exons: 16
Coding region: 125-1780 (551 amino acids)
Biological process (GO): carbohydrate metabolic process
Molecular function (GO): phosphotransferase activity, alcohol group as acceptor; kinase activity
Source: RefSeq, a predicted model, not a curated record